GUCAUGUUGUUUAUGUCAUUCACCUUUUCAUAACAUUCAUUUGUUUCGUUUCAUGACUAAUUCCAAUUCAUCACGUUGAUUAAUAACUCGAACUCUUCAAUUAGUUUUAGUCAAUGAGCGAAUCGCGGCCGCAUCAAGAUGGGUAAAAGAGGUGUGGUUUGACAAAGUUCGUCAAGAUAACGACUUUAUCAGCGAUUUUAUCGCCGCACGCAAUUAGUCCGGAGAAUUGACGCAUUAUGCAGGUGUUCUACUAGCUAGUUAGACUCACAAUGGUUGAGGCCAGGCCAUUGUACGAAACACACUUCGGUGGUGCAGAUGGCGAAAAUCUACCCGAGGAUGAUUACUUUUACGAGGAAGAAGUGGAGAAAAAAGGCGGAUGUGAUUCAUGUAUGACGCGAAUCCCGUAUGCCACCCUCAUAGCCACCAUCAUGUGUGUGCUGGGGGUGGUCGUAUUUUGCGUAACGAUGUACCGAGGUUCAACGCUGGCGCUGCUCAUGUUUGAUCAAGUCUUCAACAUUCGGCUGUUCUGGAUCGAGGCCGUGCAGAUGACUUUUGUGAUCAUUGGUGCUUGUAUGGGAGCAUUGGGAUUCAUGAUUUUGACUGUUGGGUGUCUCACAACUGGUGCAACCAGGUUUAAAGUAUACAAAGCCUGGGGGUCUAGAAUUGGUGGCAGAAUUAGCUGUGCAGUGUUCAUGGUCAUCACUUACAUCUUGCAGUUUGCUUGGAUCUUUAUGUUCAUCUUUCUCGUAGUCGUCACGUUCCUCUUCACGACGUUCUGGUUCAUGUGCGCCAACGACCACGUCUCUUCCGGCAAAACGUGCAUUGACUUUACACAAUUUUACUUUUACUUUCCUGAUGGACACAAACAGGAACACAUGAAAGUAUGCGACACGCAGAAUGUUAAAUUAUUCUGCAAGGAUUACGUUGAAAAGGCCGAGAUUAUGUUUAUCUUGGCUACAGUUUCAUGUAUUUUGAUCAUUUUAAGUUUGGUUCAUUAUUUGAUGUGCUUGUCAGCAAACUACGCACACAUUCGGGAUCAUGAGAAAAUGCAAGAGUUGCAAGAUUUACACUACUUACAAGAACCAGAUCUCAGUCACAAGGAGUCGCGCUUCUAGGAUACGGCCCAGGAAAUACACACACCGCGAUUGUCUGCUAAAUUUAGGAGGAGCUUCCAGUAAGUGCAUAUAUUUCCCCCCUAAUAUUUGCAUUUAACUCUAAUCUCAUACAAAACGAAGCUAAAGUAAAUCAAACAACUAACAUUAUUGACAAAUUGACACGAUAACGUUGACGCACACAGAAUACUUUAUUUUUUUACGAAGCACACAUUCCGACGUGGCCAAAACAAAACACAAAACAAUCAUAAUCAAAGUAUAUAAAAAACGAAGAAAAUGUUUGUGUAGCAGACAUAAAUUGGUGUAUUUCCUGGACAAAUUAGAAAUCAUAAACAUUCACUCAUUAGUUCAUGAUUCAUCAAUCAUUUGUUAAGCAGCUCAAUGUUUCGACUAGUUUACAAAUUUCAGUUCAUUCCGUCCCCAUUUGACUUUACUUAUUACUAGGUUUAUACAAUAUACAACAUUUUUGAUCAAAUUUAAUUGAAUUGAUCAUUGAUCUGUAAUGACUCCGAAAGCGAACAAGCCAGUUAUGAUAUUAGGAGUUGAAAUAAGAAAAGGAGAAUCGCGAUAGAAACCCAGGGACCACCGAGACUAGCGAAUGCACUUCUAGAAGACUAAAACACGACUGAACACGCUUUUAUGCCGGCGGGCGACCCGCGAAAAGUGGAAGGGGGAGGGUACGGUUGACUAAGCGCGCGCCAAGACACAAACUGCGGACAGAACCAAUUCCUAUCCUAACUAGUUUUAGCGGGUAGUACGCAUGUAUAGAAGGCGAACGCGCAGUGAGCAUCGCACUCAAUCGUGCCUGAAUCGUAGUGCAUUCCAGUUGCAGCUCUCUAGAUUCCUCUCUUAUGGUUUGCUUUCGGGUGAUUACAGAUCAGUGAUUAUGCUACUCCAACGUACAAAAUUUUACAAAUAAACUACAAAUAUUCACACAAUAAUUAAAACCACACACACAAUAAACUGUUGAGACAAUUUUAAGCUUUAAUAGAAUAAUUUAAUACAAUUCCGUAGUAAUCACGAAUAUAUUAUAUUUAUCCACACAAUUAACUCUAAGUACACUUAAUAUAAUAUAUAAUAUCAAAUACUGCAAGAGAUUCAAUUUAAAACGCAUUUAGAAGUAAGUUCCAAUCAAAUGUUCAUAUUGUUUAUGUUAUACAAGUAGAAAAUUAGGAAAAUAAGUUAAACUUAAGUUAAAAUUCGAAGAAAAACGUCUGAAAUCAUAUCACACGAUCACAAUAAUGUAUAUGAUAUAAAUUUAUAAAUUUUUGUAUAACAUUUAGGCCUAAGAUUGUUAAAUGUGCACAAGUUGUUAGUUUUUUCUAGACUGUUUUUUGUACAUCGAAAUAUAAUAUAAUUUUUCACCUUUUGGGAAAGUAAAAAUGGAAAAA
Messenger RNA from Dalotia coriaria, 2503 nucleotides. It is a transcript of the gene M6, whose product is annotated as neuronal membrane glycoprotein M6. NCBI's taxonomy places the organism in Eukaryota, Metazoa, Arthropoda, Insecta, Coleoptera, Staphylinidae. The transcript has 6 exons. Bases 270 to 1115 code for a protein of 281 amino acids. Gene Ontology annotation, biological process: neuron projection development. Gene Ontology annotation, cellular component: plasma membrane. The record is from RefSeq and is a predicted model, not a curated record.